AUGCCCAUCUUGACACCCACGUCUUCUUCAGAAGCCAGGGGCAACAUCUCCAGAGAUGGUAUCAUCGACCUCUCGGAGGGAGAUGGAAGGGUUAAUGGAGGACAUCGGAGACGAGUGCUGGUACUGGCCCUUCCUGAUUUGGUCAUGGACACAGAGGGUCGUGCAAGUGGUGCCUGCACUCCACCAUCUUCUAUCCCCUCUGCACAGUCUUCCUUUGGUGACUUAAACUCCAUAAACAGUUUUAGUGGAGUUGGUGGCAGGUAUGGAGUGAGACCACGUCCAGCAUGGCAUAAACCCAGAGCUUUAUCUUGUGAUGUGACUAUGGAGGUUGAAGUUGGUCAGGAGCUCCGGAGAAUUGCUGACACCUUUGGUUCUCAGGUUGCUGAUGGGGAACAGGUGUCUGUGUGGAGGCGUUUGCGUAAUAGCUUAAGGAGGUAAUGUAUAUACAUUUAGAAAAAGCUAAAUGGGUUCAAUCUAAAUGUAAUUACAGUACACUGUAUAUAGUAUGUUAAGGUAUCUGGCUUACAGUUUUAAUGUGAGCUACUGAAAAUAUAUAUCAGUGCCUUUAUGCCAGUGCUUAUAUUCAAGCCUUACUCCUUUUAUUAUGCAUCUUCAAGUUUGUAGGUUAGUGCUUAAAUUCUAUAUUUUACUUAAGUAAUUCCAUUAAGUGAAAUCUUAUGACAGCUUGUUUGUUUGCUUUCAUUGAAGCAUCUUUAGUCAUUGCAUUUUUCAAUUAUAGUGAUCAGGUACUGUAGUAAUAGAUUUGUUACAGUACAUAGUAUAAAAUAGUUAGGGUUAGCAAAUCAGGGUGGUGAUGAAUCAAGAUCAACAAAGAGCAGACCUGAGGGAGUGAGGUUUAGUAAGUAAGUAAGUAAGUCAUGUUUGACUUCACUAAAAUAAGUUUGCUUUAUAUGCUCAACUGCAGGCAUUUCACACCCUUGAGGUAUGAAGUGGCAUUUUUGUCAGUGUUUUGUUAUGGUAACAGAUAUUAGUCUUAUUUAAAACUAAGGUUGUAAUGCUAAAGCUUCCUCAAUAUGUCAAACCAUGCUCAAGUUAUGAGGAUAGAAGGUUGCAGACAAAGAAUUUACUUAUCUCCAUAUAAUUCUAAAACAACAAGCUUUAAUAAAUGAUACAUUGCAGGAAGACAAAUUUCCAGUUUGAAUAUUUGAUUGUCUUAUUUGUUUCGAAAAAUAUAUUUUCAUUACAGUACUGUAGUUCAGUAUAUUUUAUCCAGACUGAUUGUAAAUGAAUUCUCAAUAUUUUUCUCUUGUGUACAGCAUAAUGUUUGCUAUUUUCAAUAUGUUCAUUUCAUAUGGCUUAAGUGAACUCACAUUCAAGGAAAGUGUAUGCAUUCUCAAGAUAUUGAUGUGAGAGGUUACUUUGCAAGUCAGGUAUCAUUUUUAAGAUUGUGCUCCACUGAAGCUAUAUGGCUUAAGUUUUGUCAUUCUCUGAAGUAAUACAAUAAUGAGAUAUGGAGUAUGACAGGGCCUCUUAACUUAUUACUGCCUCUAUGUAACAAACAUUCACAUUUACAAAUGGAGCACUUUUGAAGCAGUUAAUUUUUUAGUUAGUCUACAGAGGUGUGUGAAACACAACUAUCCUUUAUGCUACAGUAUUGUUUUAUGUAGGGAAAAAGGUUCCUCAUUACAAAUGACACUUUUUGAAAGUUGAAACAUUAGGAA
Molecule: messenger RNA, 1682 nt
Organism: Cherax quadricarinatus
Lineage: Eukaryota; Metazoa; Arthropoda; Malacostraca; Decapoda; Parastacidae
Source: RefSeq, a predicted model, not a curated record